Molecule: messenger RNA, 8092 nt
Organism: Dicentrarchus labrax (European seabass)
Lineage: Eukaryota; Metazoa; Chordata; Actinopteri; Moronidae
Gene: cdh5
Product: cadherin 5
Exons: 15
Coding region: 968-3319 (783 amino acids)
Biological process (GO): calcium-dependent cell-cell adhesion; vasculature development; cell morphogenesis
Cellular component (GO): catenin complex; bicellular tight junction; plasma membrane
Molecular function (GO): cadherin binding; calcium ion binding
Source: RefSeq, a predicted model, not a curated record
UCCAUCUGCUUCAUGAACAUGAGCCGGCUGCUUUCUCUGCCUCUCCGAGGGUCUUUGAGCUGUUUUGACAUAUGCGCUCCUUCUCUGCCUCUCUGCCUCUUUCUUUUUACUGCGCUUUCCACCAAUCCCACAGCUCUCUCCAUACCUCUAUUUCUCUGUUUUUUUCCCCUUCAGGACAGGAAAAGGAGCGGUAGUACCAGUGAAGAAGACUGACCACAAUAACAGGAAGAGGAAGUGGGCAGUGACCUGUGUGAGAGAGGACUGUGGUCAGACAGCUGUGGUUUUGGCUACUGGAUGAGGAAACCACAUCAGAGGUGAAAGGAGGAAAAAGAGCACGAGAGACUCAAAACCUGUUGGUCUCUGGAGGAAAAACCUUGACAACCUCAGCAGGGAAAAAAGAACGAUAAAGACAUUUUUGGGUUAAAAACUUUAGAGCCGGAGCGACUGGUGCGUUUACCUGUUCGAGAAAAAACCUACAGACUCAACACAGUGAUAUCUCUGUGAUUACCUGCGGACUGAAAUUCCUUUUUUUUUUUUGUUGAACUCAGAGAUUUUAUCUUUGGAAAUCCAACUCUGGCAUACAUUCUCAUUCAAGGGGCAUCAACCCAUACUUCAUGAUCACAGACUUAUAUUAUUAUCGAGUCCUCAGUCCAGAAAAGGAUUUGUAGAGAAACCUGGUGAGCCGAGAGAGAAAUCACUGCCUGUACAACAACACCUGCUGCUCUCUUUCAACAUCAGAAAACAGCAGAAAAAAAGAAGCAAGAGCGAGGGAGAGGAGGUGGUUUCACUCCAUGUUGAGCAUACGACCACCCACCAGUGACUAAUUUCUACCACAACCUGCUACAUUAAUAAACUAUAACCCCAGUUAUAGAGGGAGCAAGAGAGCACCUUGAAGGAUUUGGGCUUCGUUUUGUACCGAACCAGAGGUCUCAACAGUUCUACUUGGUUUGGACAUUCUGUCUGUGUGAUGAUGGCUUGGCUCCAGCUGGGGACUAUGGGGCUUAUUGCCACUAUAGCCUUGUCCAUCUUACUCACUGUUGCUGAUUCUGGCGUACCUGGGGUGGAAGCAGAGAAGGGAGGCCCUGUUGAGAUUGUGAAGAAGGAGACUCAUCCUGUCCUAUUCAGGCAGAAGAGAGACUGGAUCUGGAACUCUCUCUAUGUGGAGGAGGAGAAACCUGCGCCUCUUCCCUACAAGAUAGGACAGCUAAAAUCGAGCCAGAGUGCUGAGGUGAAGAAGUUUAAAAUAAAAGGUGAAGGAGCAAACGGCAUCUUCACUGUGGAUGACAAAGGAGACCUGUUUGUCACCAGAUCUCUGGACAGAGAGGAGAAGAGCAUGUAUCAUUUGACUGCCACAAUGUAUGAUGGGAACAACAAGAUGAUAGAGGAUUCUGGAGACUUUGUUGUGCAGGUGACGGAUAUCAAUGACAACAGCCCUGUUUUCCCCAAAGCAUACAAUGGAUCCAUUAUGGAGAGGUCCACGAUAGGAACUAAAGUAGUUGAGGUGACGGCAACCGAUGCUGAUGACUCCACCACUGCUAACGGCGAACUCAGGUACUCUUUGACCCAAGACCUUUCUGCCUUCGAAAUCGACAGCCUGACAGGUGUGAUCAGCUGCAAGAUACAUAAUCUGGACCGGGAAACCAAGAGUCAGUAUGUGGUGGUUGUUAAAGCUCAGGACAUGAGAGGAAUGGCCUCUGGCAGCACAGCCACCACCUCUGUCACCAUCACCAUCACCGACACCAACGACAACAUCGCUUCUUUCACCCGAAAGACAUAUGAACUGCAGGUUCCAGAGGACCACAAGUUGAAUGAGAAAAUAGGCACUCUGGAGUUGGAGGACAGAGAUCUGAUUCAGAACAAAGAACCCAUCUUUAUCAUCCCAAAUGACAUCAACAGAGUGUUUAAUGUUGAACUCAGCCCUAACAAGGACGGUAACCUCAUGCUCAAGCAGGCUCUGGACUACGAGACAACAAACAGCUACACUUUCAACGUCCAGGUGCGAGAAAACCUAAGAAACCUGGUUUUUCCUGCUGACAACCUGAACAGUGCUGUCACCACAGCCCAGGUAAACAUCAAGGUGUUGGAUGUAGACGAGCCACCAGUUUUCUCCCAGCACAUGUACACUUUCAAUGUGGUGGAGGAACGGAUUGUGGACAACAUUGCAUCAGUCACAGCCAGAGACCCGGACAGAGCCAACAAGAAGAUACGGUACUCCAUCUUAGACAAGGACUGUCCUAUCAGUAUCAAUCCGUCUACAGGUCAGCUGUCCACCCUGAGGAUGCUGGACAGAGAGCUGGAGGCCAAACACAUGUUUCAAGUUAAAGCACAAGAGGAGCCAAAUGGUUUGGAGUCAUUUGUGAAAGUUAACAUUAUGGUUCAGGACAUCAAUGAUAACAAACCUGAACUGGCUGUGGAGGACAUCUUCAUAUGUGAGAACGACAAUGCUAAUACGGUGAUAGGAACUUUGAGAGCCACAGAUAAAGACGACCAACCAGCGUCCUUCAGUUUCAGCCUCGCCAGUGAGAGCUCCAACUUCUCCAUCAGAGACUAUGGCAACAACACAGCAGACAUUGUGGUGAAAGAGGGGCCGUUCAGCCUGGAUGACCCCAAGGAUUACAGCGUGGAUGUGCGAAUCAGUGACGGAGGGCGACCCAUCCAGACCAGCGUGACCAAACUUGCAAUCAAGUCGUGUCGGUGUGAUGCCAGACGGAGUCCUACACAGUGCAAAGCCGGCGCCCGAAGGAUGGGAGUGAGUGUCCAUGCCCUGAUAGCCAUCCUGCUCUGCAUACUGACCAUACUGGUCAUCGUGAUCCUGUUUGUGAUGAGGAAACGCUACCAGAAGGAUUCUCUGGCCAGUAUGAAGAACAGCGGGGAGAUUCAUGAGCAGCUAGUCACGUAUGAUGAGGAGGGAGGAGGAGAGAUGGACACUAAUGGCUACGAUGUCUCAAUCCUGUCUUCUGCUUGCCAUGAUGGCUCCUUACUCCGUCGUCCGGACCACCACCCCCAUCCCUCUCUCUACGCCAUGGUCCAGAAACCCCCUCACCACUCUCAACCCACCGCAUGUAAGGGCGACAUGGCCGUGAUGAUCGAGGUGAAGAAAGAUGAGGCAGAUCACGACAGGGACGGCUUUCCGUACGACACCCUCCACAUCUACGGCUACGAGGGACCAGAGUCUUUAGCCGGAAGUCUCAGCUCUCUGGAAAGUUCCUCCACCGGUUCAAACUUGGAUUACGACUUCCUCAGCGACUGGGGGCCAAGGUUCAGGACCCUGGCCGAGCUGUAUGGCGUGGAUGGACAUGAGUACUACCAUCAAUACUGAUGGAGACCGUCUGCUAAUAAGCUUAGUAUAUGGUGCCAAAAUACACACACACACACACACACACACACACACACACCAAAAACAGCCAUAGAAAUACACUUACACAAAGCCAAAAGCAUGCAGUAAAUAUACACAUUCCCACACACAUAGAACCAAGCUUUGAUUCUGUCCACUUUAUUUCUGGACAAGGAGCUUCGAUCAAGCAGACAUGUUCUCCAAAGACUUCUCUAGCUUCUGAGAACAGAAUCAGGGCGCUCUUGUUUCCAGUGUAACAUUGAACUUUUCUUAUGAAGUUUAAUUCAGUGAGUCCGUUAGUUUGUCAAGGCUUCCAAGUCUGUUCACUCCCAGUCAUUAAAUAAGAGCUUCAUCAAACUCCAGGAGGCUCCAAGUAUAAUCAAGGAAUCUUUGUUUUUGGAGCUCUUUUACUUUUGAUGACAAGGUGCCCUUUGUCACCUUCUAUGAGAAGUCGAGACUAUUUUUUAUGCAACACCAGAACAUUGCACCACAGAUGUGCAAGAGGAUUGAUUGUUGGUGACAGGGAGUGAUUCAUACAGUGAGGAUGCAUUUUAUUCCAUCAUAGUAUUGUGAUGUUUGACACCAUAACCCUUUAAUUCUACCUAAGAAGAUCUGGAAAUCCAAACAGAUGAAACUCCACUUCGGGCCGUAGACAAUCAGUUUAUCUUGGAGACCUGAUUGGUUAAUCAGUUCACUGCUGGCCAGCGACGAGUUAUUCAACUUCUUUUGCAUUUAACUUGUGUCUCAGCUCCUUCUUGCAGCACCAUUUUGCAUCCCCUUUGUACUACCAUUGACUGUAUUGCAGGUUUGUAUCCUGUCUCUUUUAUUAUUAGUCUUUUCUAUGUAUCUACAUAUACACCUACCACGGUUGCAUUUGGGACUACUAAACAUGGACACAAAGCCUACAUUUACUACAAAAACAUUGUUUUUAAAUGUAUGCAUAUUAUAUCCUGGCUAAUAUUGAAAGACAUAAACUUGUCAUUUGGAUAUGAGCUCAUUUAAGUUUAUUGACUAUUGGAAUUUCAAUAUAAAAUAAAGUUUUAAAUUAGUUUUACGUCCUACUGGGGAUGCAAAAUGGUGCAUGUCAAAGCAGUUCAUUGCUGAUUUAAGUUUGCCAUUUUCUGUAUUACUCUUCUCUUUUUUAAUCUCGUCUAAAUUGUAUGUUUUUUAUGUUUUAUAAAAGGGCCACAAACACAACGAGAAGAAGAUGAUUUUAUUUUUGACCUAGGUUGGAAAUUUUAUUUGUAAAUAUGAACGUGGAGGCGUUUUAUUGUUUGAGGUGAAAAACUUUGAGCAGCCACAAGAGUUUUAACUCAAAGACGUUUGAGAUGUUUGAUGACAGCGAGAUGCCAGUUGUGUUGAGUUUAUCUAAAAUACUGAAAAGGACUGUGUAGGAAGGUUAAACAUGGAAAACCUACACAGUUCAUCAGUCUAUGAUAUCCAGUGCAGUUUUCUUAUAUGUCCACUUCUCAUUGUAUAUAGUUAAAGAUUUACUACAUUUCCCCGAAUGCAAUUGUGCAGCAGGUCUUGACAUAAGAUGAGGUGUUUGUCAAUGGAGUAAAGAAAAAGUUCAGAUAUGGUCCAUCAAAACUUUAGCACUGUUUUUUUCAAGGUAGAAACCUUAUGAAAUCCUUUCCCCUCUUUGUGUUUUCUUUAAAUGAAUGAGGAGUAAUUGUCUAAGUGACUCAUUUUGACCAUUUUCCCAUCUGCUCUGAGGGGAGAAAAGACAAUAGACAGACAGAAAGGAAAUGGCACUACUGCUGCUCAAACAGAAUUACAACAGGGUUUAUUUGACAGAACCCAUCAUCACAGUUAUUGCUCAGAUGAAAGCCCAAUUCUCAGAGGUCUACUAGAACAAAAGUAAUUCAGACAACUCAGGAAACACCAAGUAGCACAAGCAGCUAGUUGGGCAGUUGUGAUGACUCUGAGGUGGCUUGAAUAACUUUAACCUCUCAUUCUUUUUGGCUACUGUUGUCACAUGAACUCUGAUCCAACAUUGUGACAAUCUUUAGAUGAUUUUUAGCAAGAAACAAAAAGCACUGCACUGAUCAUUCAUAAACAAAGCUAAAAUAAUUUCACUGACCUGGAACUAACUCUAGUUUGUCCCAUCUUACAAGAAGGCAAAGGAUACUUUGUUUGACCCCUGGCUAUCUCAGAGAAGGUUGUAGAGCAACCAGCCAAGAACUAUUUAUCAAUGACACCAUAGCAUUAAAACAAUAAAGACAUUUUGUCUCAUUAUAACUGAAGGCUCUGCUGAUAAAUCAUGGCUUUUGCAGUUAGAAGGUCAUUUAUAAAGUCAUAACAGUAAAAGGUCACUCAUUGUCAGGAGUGACAACUUAUAAAUCAGUUUACUUAACUGUAAAAUGCCCAUUCCCAUUAAAAUAGUCCACUCUGCUGACAGCCACGUGUCUUCAGGACAGUCCCUUUGUUUAAAUAAAAAGAAGUAAUUUCAUUCUAGUUUAGAGAAUAUAGUUUAUUUACUCCCCUGUUUAUUCUGUUUUGUUUGGACUUGAACUUGUUUCUUUAAAACUCUGGCCUGUGUGGAAUGCCAUUUGAUAAACGGUGGAUACAAUAGCUGGAAGCCCUCGCAGUGCUUUCCUGUUGGGAUCAUAUAUAUUCUUAGAGCAGCCAGUUCCUCCACUUCUCUCUGUCUCAAUCUGGUUCUCCUGCUCUCCUUGUUUGCCUCACCGUACCUCUACUACACUGUUGCGCUCUCUCUCCCUCCUCUAAUCAGCUAAACCAAACAGUGGAGUCAACUUCCUGUCCAUCUGGGGCGUUGUGCCCGCCCCUUCCUGUCUGUGUUAUCUCUCUCGUCAGCCAACACAUUGUGCUCACUUCCUGUUAGCCCUGCCUGGGAAACAAUCUUGGAGAGGAAAAGGGAGCGAGGAGAAGGAGAAACAUUGGAUGAGGUUGGGGGUUGACAAGAAAGAAAGAUGAAGAGAACAAUGAAGAGCAGUGAUGAGUUUUCCAGCUGAGCAGAAACACUUUAGAGCUAUGAUGUGUGUGAUGAAACUUUGAGACACAUCACACAUGCAAGUGGUGUUAACAUCAUGUUGCCCUGGCAUCUUUUAUGAAGCAACAUUCAGAAAUCAAUAAGGAUUACCCACAACUGAGUCUUUGAAUUUGUAAUAGGAAACUGCACUUCGGUGGCUCCAAGUGGCAGAAAACAUUUUAAAAGCUUGCACUGAUGAUUAAAUUCAUAUCAAAAGUAGGAAUAGAAGACAACAACUGGUUUUAUAAGCCGCAUGUCCAACAUCCAAUGAACAAUCAAUGGCUUACUUGUCUGGCAGCCAUCUUUGUUUCGGUCACAGAAAGGAGACUCACCUUGUGAAUCAAGUUAAAACUCUACUUCACUGUACAGUGGAGGAAUUAUGUUUUUGUUCUGUCAUUUCAGACCUGUGGCUCUAAAGGGAUUUGUUUGUGUUGUUAUCAUCAUUAUCGUUGAUUUCAGCUUUUAUUAUAAAAGUCUGUGUCUGCAAAACAUCUGUGUUGUUGAAAUCAGCAGCCUGUAGCAGAUAGAGCUGCUCCAUUAUCUACUUUCCUAACAGCAAUAAGUGUUGCAUGUGGGAGAGGCAGAUGGGUACAUUUGCUAACAAUUUUAGCCAGCAGUGUUUUCCCACAACUGUGUGUAAAAGACAUACAUAUAUACAUUUAUACUUCUAAAAUAGUCCUUAACAGAAUAUGUCAAUCAUUAAACCCUUUAUUUGAAGCAUGCGUUUGGUGCAUAUGAUUUAAGUCAUAUUUGGUUUUAUUUUGUGUGCUGGUAACAUAAUAACUUAGACAUAUUGUUCUGGAAUGAAACUGAAAUUUGUUCUCACUACAUGUAAAAUAAUUCAUUUCAGGCUGGCACUUUCAUUUAAUGAUUUCUAGCCAUUGAUGGUCUUAUUUGCCUCUCCACAGUGACUCAUCGGACAUUGCAAAACAUUACUUUGUGAGGAUUUCUGUAUUCUCUUUGGAAUCUGCAAAAUCCACUAUGUAACAGUGAUGCCAUUCUGUUAUUUAAUAUCCUAAAAAGUGCCAUUUGUCUCCUCUAUUAAAUGGUGAACUUUGGAUCCAGACAGUGGAAAUAUAUCUCUCAGGUUGGGAUCCAGGCACAAAAAAAGUCAUUCACCUUUAUGUCAAGAAACAAAUGCCCCAUACGUAUUAUCACACUAGCUUCACAAACCAGACCUUUAAAGGAUUUAACUGUAAUUUAAUCUCUGUAUGACAUGUUAUUGAGGGGUUACUUUGAGUAAAAUGUAUAUAGGAAAAUGUGCCUAACAGUGAUUUUUCUCUCUUUUCUCCCUCACCUUGUUCAUAUUUUGCCUCAAUUGCUGUAUUUAGAAGAUGUUAAACUUGACACAAUCUCUUUGUAUUGCUGUGAACAGUAACAAAUGGUUCAUUUUCUACAGAUUAAAGAGAGUAGUCUUUGAUGCAUGAGUGACUGCCCGAGUGAAUAUGUGAUAUUCUGUUUGUGUUUGUUUGUGUGUGAAUGUGUGUGUGUAUGUGCUUGUGAUUGUACCCAUGUACAUACACACAAAUGAGUGUCAAACAAAUUUAAAAAAAAACAACCACAUAGAAUUAAAUUUUUUUGUGUAAAUACAGUAAGGGUCUUCAAGGGAGCAACAUGUGCCUUUAUUCUUUAAAAAAAAUACUGUAAUACAUUUUUUUGAUGGCAAACACAAUGUUUUUCUAUAUUGUUUUUAUGGUGUAUAGCAACUACUUUUUAUUACCUGACAUUUUUGUAAGUGUAGAAUUAAAAAUAAACACUCAAAUAUG